Molecule: messenger RNA, 949 nt
Organism: Galeopterus variegatus (Sunda flying lemur)
Lineage: Eukaryota; Metazoa; Chordata; Mammalia; Dermoptera; Cynocephalidae
Product: engulfment and cell motility protein 1
Exons: 6
Coding region: 1-744 (247 amino acids)
Source: RefSeq, a predicted model, not a curated record
AUGCAGGUGGUGAAGGAGCAGGUUCUGAGAGCGCUCACAACCAAGCCUAGCUCCCUGGACCAGUUCAAGAGCAAACUGCAGAACCUGAGCUACACUGAGAUCCUGAAAAUCCGUCAGUCCGAGAGGAUGAACCAGGAAGACUUCCAGUCUCGCCCGAUUUUGGAGCUCAAGGAGAAGAUUCAGCCAGAAAUCUUAGAGCUGAUCAAACAACAACGCCUCAACCGCCUCGUGGAAGGGACCUGCUUUAGGAAACUCAACGCCCGGCGGAGGCAAGAUAAGUUUUGGUAUUGCCGGCUUUCACCAAAUCACAAGGUCCUGCAUUAUGGAGACCUGGAAGAAAGUCCUCAGGGAGAAGUGCCACAUGACUCCUUGCAGGACAAACAGCCCUGNGCAGAUAUCAAAGCCGUGGUGACGGGAAAAGACUGCCCUCAUAUGAAAGAGAAAGGUGCCCUUAAACAAAACAAGGAGGUGCUCGAACUUGCUUUUUCCAUCUUGUAUGACUCAAACUGUCAGCUGAACUUCAUUGCUCCUGACAAGCAUGAGUACUGUAUCUGGACGGAUGGACUGAACGCGCUGCUCGGGAAAGACAUGAUGAGCGACCUGACGCGGAAUGACCUGGACACGCUGCUCAGCAUGGAAAUCAAGCUCCGCCUCCUGGACCUGGAAAACAUCCAGAUCCCCGAUGCUCCUCCACCGAUCCCCAAGGAGCCCAGCAACUAUGACUUCGUCUAUGACUGUAACUGAAGUGGCUGGGCCCGGACGCGCCCCCUCAAAACUGGAAAACCUAGCUAAGAGGAGCGAGGAAUAGAAACACGCCCACGCCUUGGAUCCUCUGUUGGUAAAGGGAAGCUGUGGGCCAACGCUUCCUUUGGCCUCACCUCCAGCCCCAGCAUUUUUUGGCCCCUACCUGGCAUCCUACUCACCUUCCUGACUGUUUCUAGACGCCACU